AUGAAGUUGCUUUCGCUCUUUUUAUUCAACCUAGGGGUUGAUGCGGUUUCGAUCGAAAAGGGAGACGCUGCGGUCGAGAAAGUUAUUAGCGAUGAACUCGUCAAAUGUGGUCGGAACAGCAUGUCUAUGCCACGAUGUGUUCUGAAUCUUCACGAUGCCUUGCUUGUCGAAACUGGAAGAAAGUACAGUUGCGUUUGCUCCGACGAUUCCGCUCGUACUGCUGGACACUCGACGAUUCCGACCAACACUGGAUACGGUCAUGGAUACAAUCUUGUUGCCUCCUGUGGCAUCGAAGGCAAUUCCAACGUCUAUAAAGACCUCUUCGAGGCUUAUUGCGACAUCUGCUCAAGCGCUUGCACAUAUCAAUCGAACCCACCAAUGUGCGCUGUUGAAUGUAUGGGAAAUGUCUCACAAAGUCUCGGCUUUUGUGAAACGAAGCAAAUAACCAUGCUUGUUGGGCAGGGCGAUAUGGGUAUCUACUCCUAUGGUGGCGAUAUGUUCGGCUCGAGAUAUGCUGGAAUGACAUGCGCUGCUUUCUGUGUCUGA
Molecule: messenger RNA, 546 nt
Organism: Oikopleura dioica
Lineage: Eukaryota; Metazoa; Chordata; Appendicularia; Copelata; Oikopleuridae
Source: the annotation of a GenBank genome assembly